CAUGCAUGUACCUUGCUUGUUGCCUGAUGAAGAACCAUGAAUAUGAAUGAACAUGAUAUGAAGUAUGAAUAAAAAUGCCAGUGUGUCUUCACCCUCUGAAGAAUUCAGUUAAUUCAUCAUGUCACUGAGAUAAAGUGUCUCUAUCCCUAUCUCUGUUUCAAUCAGUUUACAUUCAAUAUACUCACAUCAAAAAUGUCUGAAAUGGCCCCCCCGCUCUGAGGUCUAUUAUGACACGCUCUACAUAGCGGCAAGGGACAGCACCUGCUACCCAGCCUAUUCACACCUUCUACCAUGGAUAAACCAAGUUCAAGUGAAAGGGAAAGGCUGCGAGCUCCUAUGUCUAGCUGCCGGUAUACAAGGAAAGGGAAACACCUCAAAGCCAACUGAAUAAGUUGACGCGUCAACUGUGUUGCUGUUACCCUUCACUACCAUUUCAUCAGCAAUCAUGAUCAGCAUAUAAAGAAGGAGAGAGAGUGUGUGUGGGGUUUCAACAUCACUCACAGGAAAGGGGAAAGUCCUAUUGAAAACCAAUGUCUAUUUUGUACAGUGUUCUUCUCGAUCGUCAACCUUGUCUUCAUAUAUUUCUACUUCUUCUGCCCUUUCAUUUUCACCCUCUCUUGUUUUAUGGACCUGAUUCUCCAUAGAUUUGGCUCGUUGCGUCAAAAUACAACCCAACGCCUCUCCCGCGUGUGCGUCACAUUCUUUUUUUCACAUUUUCUUUCUUUUUCCUCCUUUUUCCUCCUUUUUUCUUUUUUUUUUUUCCUUUUUUCUUUUCCUCAGUACCUGCUGUAAAGCUCAAUUGCAGCAGGGAGAGUCAUGGGACCCUAUCACCAGGAAUUCCAAAAUGACAAGGAUGGCGAUAAACAGGAAUCUGCACGGUCUGAGCAUGACAAAAUGACCCAGCUACCGCUACCACUCCAUUUGCCACGCGUAGAGGAGCAGGAGGACGGCCUCCACGCUGGCAGCCGCCGCAGAUGUUUAUAUAUGAAACAUCGCGCACACUGCCACUCAAUGCUUUGCUUCUACCUUGGCGUGUUGCUGUUCAGUGCUGUUGGUGCAGUUUACUACGAACCCGCCGAACCUGCUCCUGAAUCCCAUCAGAUUUACCUCGACCCGACUACCGUUUGGAAAACAUCCAUGAUAACUGUUUCUGUUCCUGCCGCUCCUACUGCUACUCCUGGUUCUGGUGGUGCCGAUUCUUCUGUCUUCGAGACUAGCAUUUUGCCAUCCUCGGGGAGUAUAAAUCCCUCCUUCUACAAAAGCACUUGCCCCCCUCCACCGGAUCCUAGCCCAUCUAGCCCCAGCCCGCCCAGCCCAGAACCACCCGGUCCCAGCCCACCAGGUAACAUGUCGAAUCCGGAUGGGUUUAGGUCUAUUGUGUACUUUGUCAAUUGGGCAAUCUAUGGGCGUAAUUACAACCCCCAAGAUUUGCCAGCAGCAAAGCUGACGCAUGUUAUCUAUGCAUUUGCCAAUGUUCACCCCGAAACCGGAGAAGUCUAUCUGUCCGAUCCCUGGUCUGAUACCGACAAGCAUUACCCAGAUGAUUCCUGGGACGAAGUGGGAAACAACGUCUAUGGUUGUGUCAAGCAACUUUUCUUGCUCAAAAAGAAGCAUCGACAUAUGAAGGUCCUACUUUCCAUUGGUGGAUGGACCUAUUCUUCUAAUUUGCCCAAACCCGCGAGUACGCCAGGUGGCAGGACCAAAUUUGCUGACACUGCCACAAAGUUGAUGCUUGAUAUGGGUUUUGAUGGGCUUGACGUUGACUGGGAAUAUCCUAAAAAUGACGACGAAGCGAAGAACUUUGUCGAGCUUCUUAAGGUUACGAGAGAGAAGCUUGAUGCAGUAGCCAAGGAUCGCAGGUUCUUUCUAACCGUCGCUUCCCCAGCGGGUCCGCAAAAUUUUGAGAAGCUCCGCCUCCAAGAAAUGACCACCCUUGUGGACUUCUACAAUUUAAUGGCAUAUGACUACUCUGGAAGCUGGGACGAGAUAGCUGGUCAUCAAUCAAACAUUGACGGUUCCAAGUCCAAUCCUAAAUCCACCCCUUUCUCCACCGAGGCAGCCUUAGAGUAUUACACUGGUGUUGGUGGAGUACCACCCUCUAAAAUAGUUUUGGGCAUGCCAUUAUAUGGGCGCGCAUUCGCCAACACCGAUGGCCCUGGAACUCCCUUCCAUGGAAAUGGGGGUGGCGGCAGCUUUGAGCCGGGGAUUUGGGACUACAAAGUGCUCCCAAAGUCGGGAGCAGUGGAAUAUUUGGACUCCCUUGAGAAAGACGGCUGCGGUGCAUCAUGGAGCUAUGAUUUAUCUACUCGCACGAUGAUUUCGUACGAUACCGUGGCGAUGGUGGAGGAGAAGACGAGAUAUAUCAUUAACAAGGGGCUCGGUGGUGGCAUGUGGUGGGAGGCGAGCGGUGAUCGGGAUCCCAGGAGCGCGGAGAAGGACAAAGGAAGUCUUAUAGGCACUUUUGUCGAAGGGGUUAGCGGGAAUUUGGAUACACAGGAAAAUGCUCUAUCAUAUCCGGAGAGUCAGUAUGACAACCUAAGGGCCCAGUUCCCCCAUGAUUAGACGGAGGCGUGUUAUAUGACCAUUGAGAGAUAUCCUUCACUCUAUCUAGAGGAACAUGUUACGAAUGGCUUUGUAUUUUCCCCUAAUGUUAGGCAUUUAUUAACUUUCCUUUCAGGUUCUGCGAGCAUUUUGUGAAGAUUUCUUGAGGGGUUGUGAUGACCAAGGAUGAUGAGAUAUUGUGUUGGAGCAUGUUCCUUACGUUUUAUUCAUGAGACCUCAUGCCUAUUUUUUUGUGUAUAGCGAUAAAUCGGGGAGAAAACAAGACCCGGAGUGUAUGAUAGCAAUGAUAUAUAUACGUUUGCGAUUACUUACACUUUGUUCGAUGGAUAGGUGCAGCUGAAACAAGCAGAAACAUAGAAGUAGUUAAAAG
Blastomyces gilchristii SLH14081 is the source of this 2932-nucleotide messenger RNA. Its product is annotated as chitinase. Gene Ontology annotation, cellular component: extracellular region. The transcript has 7 exons. Gene Ontology annotation, molecular function: chitinase activity; chitin binding. Gene Ontology annotation, biological process: chitin catabolic process; carbohydrate metabolic process. Lineage: Eukaryota; Fungi; Ascomycota; Eurotiomycetes; Onygenales; Ajellomycetaceae. Bases 817 to 2562 code for a protein of 581 amino acids. The record is from RefSeq and is a predicted model, not a curated record.